AUGCUCCCUCUUCCCCUUUUCUGCUAUACCUUCUCUUCAUCUUUUCUUCCAUGCCCCCUCUUCAUCUUAUCUUCUAUGCCCCCACUUCAUCUUUUCUUCCAUGACCCCUCUUCAUCUUUUAUCUUGUGCCCCCUCUUCAUCUUAUCUUCUACGCCCCUCUUCAUAUUUUUUAUUUUUGCCCCUCUUCAUCUUUUCUUCCAUGCCCUCUCUUCAUCUUAUCUUCCAUGCCCCCUCUUCAUCUUAUCUUCUAUGCCCCCUCUUCGUCUUUUCUUCCAUGCCCCCUGUUUAUCUUAUCUUCUAUGCCCCCUCUUCAUCUUAUCUUCUACGCCCCCUCUUUGUCUUUUUUCUUCCAUGCCCUCUCUUCAUCUUUUAUUUUGUGCCCCUCUUCAUCUUAUCUUCUAUGCCCCCUCUUCAUCUUAUCUUCUAUGCCCCCUCUUCGUCUUUUUUCUUCCAUGCCCCCUCUUCAUCUUAUCUUGUAUGCCCCCUCUUCAUCUUAUCUUCUAUGCCCCCUCUUCGUCUUUUCUUCUAUGCUCCCUCUUCGUCUUUUCUUCCAUGCCCUCUCUUCGUCUUAUCUUCCAUGCCCUCUCUUCGUCUUAUCUUCCAUGCCCUCUCUUCAUCUAUUAUUUUGUGCCCUCUCUUCAUCUUAUCUUCUAUGCCCCCUCUUCAUCUUUUCUUACAUGCCCUCUCUUCAUCUUUUAUCUUGUGCCCCCUCUUCAUCUUAUCUUCUAUGCCCCCUUCUUCAUCUUUUCUUCCAUGCCCUCUCUUCAUCUUAUCUUCUAUGCCCCCUCUUUGUCUUUUCUUCUAUGCUCCCUCUUCGUCUUUUCUUCCAUGCCCCCUCUUCAUCUUAUCUUCUAUGCCCCCCUCUUCAUCUAUUAUUUUGUGCCCUCUCUUCAUCUUUUUCUUCCAUGCCUCUCUUCAUUUCAUCUUCUAUGUCCCCCCUUCAUCUUAUCUUCUAUGCCCCCUCUUCGUCUUUUCUUCCAUGCCCCCUCUUCAUCUUAUUUUCUAUCCCCUCUCUUCUUCUUUUCUUUUCUUCUCUCUCUAUCUAUCUCUAUCUCUCUAUCUAUCUAUCUAUCUAUCUAUCUAUCUAUCUAUCUAUCUAUCUAUCUAUCUCAGUUCAUUUCUCUCUCUCUUUCUCUCUAUCCAUUUCCUACUCUACUUCCCCUCUUUCUCUCUUUAUUUCUCUCUCUCUCUCUCUUUCUCAAUCUGCCAUUUUAUGUCCGUUUCUCACUCUUUCUUCUUCUUCUUCUUCUUCUUCUUCUUCUUCUUCUUCUUCUUCUUCUUCCUCGCUCUGUCCAUUUCUCUCUCUCUCUCUUUCUCUCUAUCCAUUUUGCACUCUUCUUUCUCUCUUUCCGUCUUUAUCUCUCUCUUUCUCUCUCUCUCUGUCCAUUUCUCUUACUAUUUCUCCUUACUCACCUGUCAAUUUCUUUAGCUUCUCUCUCUCUAUCUCUUUCUGACUCUCUCUCUCUCUCUCUCUCCAUCUCUCUCUUUUUCUCUCUAUCAAUUUCUCACUCUUCUUUCUUUCUGUCUUUAUUUCUCUCUCUCUCUCUCUCUUCAUUUCUCUCUUUUUCUCUCUAUCAAUUUCGCACUCUUCUUUCUCUUCUCUCUCUCUCUCUCUCUCUCUCUCUCUCUCAGUGCACGUAA
Messenger RNA from Acanthosepion pharaonis, 1641 nucleotides. NCBI's taxonomy places the organism in Eukaryota, Metazoa, Mollusca, Cephalopoda, Sepiida, Sepiidae. The record is from the annotation of a GenBank genome assembly.